This is a messenger RNA of Marasmius oreades (fairy-ring Marasmius), 1782 nucleotides long. RefSeq lists its product as uncharacterized. Lineage: Eukaryota; Fungi; Basidiomycota; Agaricomycetes; Agaricales; Marasmiaceae. The coding region runs from base 1 to 1782 and encodes 593 amino acids. The transcript is spliced from 8 exons. Gene Ontology annotation, biological process: protein dephosphorylation. The record is from RefSeq and is a predicted model, not a curated record. Gene Ontology annotation, molecular function: protein binding; protein phosphatase regulator activity. Gene Ontology annotation, cellular component: protein phosphatase type 2A complex; cytoplasm.
AUGGAUCAGGGCUUUCCUGCUGAUGAUAUCGCACCGAUCGCCAUCCUAAUGGAUGAGUUGCGUUCGGACGAUGUUCAAUUAAGGCUAAAUGCUAUUCAUAGCAUCCCAACUAUUGCACUUGCGCUGGGCCCGGAUCGUGCGCGGGAGGAGUUGGUUCCAUUCCUCCAAGAUUCUAUCGACGAUGAAGACGAGGUUUUGCUUGCACUGGCGGAGGAACUGGGGAGAAACUUUGAAGAGUAUAUAGGCGGGAAAGAGCACGCUCAUUUACUUCUUGGACCACUAGAAAAUCUCUCGACGGUAGAGGAGACACUGGUCCGCGAUAAGGCAGCUGAAUCCAUUACUAAGAUAGCCGCCAUGCUCUCUCCUACCCAGAUAGAAGACCAUUACGUUCCAUUGUUGAAACGCCUCUCACAAGCAGAGUGGUUCACAUCUCGAACAUCAUCUGCUGCACUUUACCCCGCCAUAUACGAUAAGGUUUCACCGGCCAUUCAGGAGGAGUUACGGAAAGGAUUCGCGUCACUUGGCUCCGACGAUACGCCCAUGGUACGGCGUGCAGCUGCCAAAUGGCUUGGGCCCUUACUUACUCGCUAUCAAAAAUCUCACAUUAUAUCGGAUGGGCUACCUGUCUACCGAAGACUGGAGUCUGAUGACCAGGAUUCUGUUCGCUUGCUGACAAUUCAAGGCUUGAUCGUGAUCGCUAAGGGGAUGUCGCCUUCGGAAGUUAAAGAACAGUUGCUGAAACAGAUCAAGCAUAGCAUCGGGGACAAAAGCUGGCGUGUAAGAUACAUGGCCGCCACUCAUUUCAACGAGCUCGCUGAAGCCGUCGGUAUCGAGCUUGUGCGGGAAGAGUUGCUGGGUCAAUAUGUUCAGCUGCUGAAAGAUAACGAAGCAGAAGUGAGACGUGCGGCCUCGAGCCAGAUACCAGGUUUCUCAAAAUUGCUCGACAAGGAGGUUAUUCUGGCGCGAAUAAUUCCCUGUGUUCGUGACUUGUCGCAAGACUCAUCUCAACAUGUCCGAGCUGCACUCGCUACUCAAAUCAGUGGUUUAGCUCCUCUGCUGGGACGCGAAUCUACCAUCGAACAGCUCCUACCCCUUUUCCUUACCCUCUUGAAGGAUGACUUCCCAGAUGUUAGAUUGAAUAUAAUCAGUAAGCUAGAGAUUGUUGAUUCCGUUAUUGGUAUCGACCUUCUCUCUCAAAAUUUACUUCCCGCGAUUGUCGAACUUGCAGAAGAUAAAUCCUGGAGAGUGCGACAAGCCAUAAUCGAGUAUAUACCCCCUCUGGCAAAACAGCUCGGUAGAACAUUUUUUGACGAACAGCUGGGAAACCUCUGCAUGUCGUGGUUGGGUGACACGGUUUUUAGUAUUCGGGAAUCCGCGACGCAUAACUUGAGGAAGCUCACUGAGGUUUUUGGUUUCGAUUGGGCAAAGGUUGCCAUUGUACCGAAGGUGAUGGGAAUGGGCCAGCAUCCAAAUUAUCUUUUCAGGAUGACCACCGUACAAGCAAUUACGAUAAUCGCUCCUUCCUUGAACCUAGAUAUCGUCCAAUCGGAUAUCAUAGAACCGCUGCUCCAACUAGCUUCCGAUCCUAUCCCUAAUAUUCGUUUUAACGUUGCAACAGCCCUCGAGACUCUGGCGAUCACGUUCGGUACAACUUCCCAAGGCCCGGACUUUGUGCGACAGAAGGUGGUCCCCGCAUUGGAACAACAGAAAAAUGAUCAAGAUGCAGAUGUACGAUACUAUGCGGCUCGUGCCCUUCAGAAGGCAUUAAACUUGCAGACUUGA